CUUGGGUGCCGGGUCUGGCCAGGAGAACCGCUCCUCCAUUCUACCUCAGUUUCCUUAGCAUGGCCAGGAAGGAUGGAAGAAGCCAGUGAGUCAGACAGCUUGAGUGUGGGUCUGGGACAGGUCAGCUCCCUUUGGGUGUGUUUCUUACCAAGAAGAGAUAGGGUGUGGGGACUUCCCCAUUUUCCAGAGAAGAAGGUUCAUCACCCAGGAUCAUGGAUGUCAGGAGGGGAACCCAGGCAGGACAAGCGGAGAGGGAUGCAAAUGCUGGAGGGGGUACUAUUCCUCCAGGUCCACUUUUAUCAGGAGUGGUCAAUUUGUGAGAGAGAGUGAACGUCCUGGACUAUUGUCUGGGUUAGGAAAUUGCAAUUGACCCGAGGGAAUCCCGUGGUUCCCGCGGUGGUUCCUGUCCUCUCUGGGACCUCCCAAAACAAAGUGUUAUGUUUUGGUAGGGCAACCUGAGAUUUGGACAUACUAGACUGGACGGAGACAUUCAGGGUAAAAGAAGGUGUCACAGACAGGCAGGGAUGGAGAGAGAGGCAGAGAAAACCCAGGUUGAUAAAAGACUAUCUUCCCCCCAGCAUGCACUGGAUCUGCUUUUAAGUGCCAUCCCUCCCCCUCCCCCGCCCCCGUAGUCCCAGUGCCCGGUUCCUAACCUUCCUGCUAGCCCUGUCCUCUAGCUUUGUACCUCGAGCAUCCUGAACAGCUUGUUAUCCUCGGGGACUUAACCCUCACCCAGCCAGACCUGGGCAGUCUAGCUUAGGGGAGGGAAGGACAGAGGACAGAGAUGCCCAAAUGCAGCAGCACUCACAGGGCUUCAAAAAUAACCCAGUAGGGCUGGGCCACCAUUCUGAGUCAUCCAUUGGGGACACAGCUCUGUCGGCACCUGCUGCUGUUUUCUCGGGAAAACUUAAGAAGCCAAAAAGGGGGAGAAGCACCAGCCGGCAGUAGCUCUAAAAAUAGGUUGUAUCUCAGGAUGUUCCCUAGGGAGAUGCUGAGCCUCCCCACUGCAGAUGGAGCCUCUGGGAGGCAGGUGGUGGGUGCCUGUGGGUGUGCAUGCAGGUGUGUGUGUGUGUAUUCUUGGGUGUAUGUGUGCAUGGGUAUGUGAUCCCUUCGUUGGGAUUCCAAUACGAGGUGUUUAUGUAUGGGGUGCAUAUGUGUGUGUGUCAGAUGUAAUCAGCAGGGCUGGUGGGCAGGGAGAGCUUGGAUCUUCUUGAGGUGAACUCAGGUCACUACAUAUUUCAUGCAUACAUGUAUGUACAUAGGAAGAUCUAUAUGAACCUGUCAGCACAUGUUUGGGGAAGACAGGAAGAGGCAGUCCAUACACACGCUACGUGUUUAUACCUGUGCAUGUGCACAUGUGUGAGCAUGCAUGACUGACCCUCAGUUUCUCAUCAUUGCAUGAGCAUCAUGCUGGUUUCUACCUCAUAAAGUUGUGCUUGCGAGGAGAAAAACAUGUCACCUACCAAAAGCCAGGGUGAUGUGAGUUUUUUUUCCCAAGUGCCAAGUUUGCAUUACAUUCCUCAGGGUACAGAAAGAGGCUAAACUCCUGCUAGGGCCUCCUUGAGUGUUUGCUGGGGGGUGGGUGGAUUUACUAUCUGGAACCACCUCUGAGCUGUGUUAUGUUCCCUUCCCUAUAGUGCUUCCCUGAGUUCCUAUCAGUGCCAGGGAAAGGAAUUGGAGGGGUUUGGAGACUGUCUCCCCGACAAGAUAACAGAAAGUGAAUGGAGAAGUGGGCAGAGGCCCUUCAAACUGGCACAAGCUGUAUCCCAUUGCCCAGGGAGACCGCCAGUCACCCAUCAAUAUCAUAUCCAGCCAGGCUGUAUAUUCGCCCAGCCUGCAGCCGUUGGAGCUUUUCUAUGAAGCCUGCAUGUCCCUCAGCAUCACCAACAAUGGCCACUCUGUCCAGGUGGACUUCAAUGACAGUGAUGACAGAACUGUGGUGGCUGGGGGCCCCCUGGAAGGGCCCUAUCGUCUCAAGCAGCUCCACUUCCACUGGGGCAAGAAACACGAUGUGGGCUCGGAGCACACGGUGGAUGGCAAGUCCUUCCCCAGCGAGCUACAUCUGGUUCACUGGAAUGCCAAGAAGUACAGCACUUUUGGGGAGGCGGCUGCAGCCCCUGAUGGUCUGGCUGUGGUUGGUGUCUUCCUGGAGACAGGAGAUGAGCACCCCAGCAUGAACCGCCUGACAGAUGCACUCUACAUGGUUCGGUUUAAGGAUACCAAGGCCCAGUUCAACUACUUCAACCCUAAGUGCCUCCUGCCCACCAGCCUGCACUACUGGACCUACCCAGGCUCCCUGACCACACCCCCGCUCAGCGAGAGUGUUACUUGGAUUGUGCUCCGGGAGCCCAUCAGAAUCUCUGAGAGGCAGAUGGAGAAGUUUCGGAGCUUGCUUUUCACCUCAGAGGAUGAUGAGAGGAUCCACAUGGUGAACAACUUCCGGCCACCACAGCCACUGAAGGGCCGGGUGGUCAAAGCAUCCUUCCAGGCCUGACCUUCCCACUGGGGCACCGUCUUCCCAAGGGCUUCCAUGUCAGCGGACACCAAACCAUCUGCGGCUCUCUCCCUGAGGGUGCUGUGGGCCCUCCUUCAGCUGGCUCGCCCCUUGGCUACAUUGGAGGGUUCUCAAUGGGACUCUUGAGUUGGGGGUACCUUUCUGCUGCCCUGGGGGGCUGGAAGAACAGGAACUGAGCAGGGUCCAAGCCUGGGCUGUCUCUGCUCCCCAAGACCCAAAGGCCCCUGGAAACUUCCUCUUGUCUUCCCUGCUGGCUGUGUCAGCAGCCCCAACUGGAGCUCACACUGUGAUGGCCAAGACACAGCUCCCUGGGGUAGGCAGCUGUCUCUGCCAUAAAGACUCAAGCAAUAAUUAGAGGCGGGCAGAGCUGCCCGCUCUGCAUUACCUCUUUUGCAGGCCUCUGCCAUACAUGCACCUCACUGCCAGGCCGUUAAGAUAGCACCCAGAUGCUGGAGGGGAUGUGGCCUCCUCCAGCCACCUGCUGCCACGGGCAGGCCCCGGCUAUAGCUUAUAUACUAUCUCCCUCUGUUCCUACCCAACCACCAAAGCCACCUACAUACCAAUCCAUUCAUAUACUAACGAAUAAAUUCAUUUACUCAUGGAACAGA
Molecule: messenger RNA, 3123 nt
Organism: Mesocricetus auratus (golden hamster)
Lineage: Eukaryota; Metazoa; Chordata; Mammalia; Rodentia; Cricetidae
Gene: Ca7
Product: carbonic anhydrase 7
Exons: 7
Coding region: 1868-2494 (208 amino acids)
Biological process (GO): regulation of intracellular pH
Cellular component (GO): cytoplasm
Molecular function (GO): carbonate dehydratase activity; zinc ion binding
Source: RefSeq, a predicted model, not a curated record